CUCAGAGAAAGGUGAAAAACAUCUCCAGCUGCAGCAUUAACUCUGCCAGAAAUCUUCUGAAUCACCCCAAGGAUUAUAAGCUUUGAUAUUCAGAAGAGUGAAACUGAAAGAUGCCAUCUGAGAGGCGUCUCAGUGUGCGGGAGAUGUUGACAGGGCAGAGGCUUUGCCAGUCCAGCUCUCACAACGAUGCUGUCCUGGCAGCCCUGAACCAGCAGCGCAGCGACGGCGUCCUGUGCGAUAUCACCCUCGUUGCCGAAGAGCAGAAAUUCCACGCGCAUAAAGCAGUCCUGGCAGCCUGCAGCGACUACUUCCGAGCAAUGUUCAGUCUCUGCAUGGUUGAAAGUGGAGCUGAUGAGGUGAAUUUACACGGUGUCACAAGCCUGGGUUUAAAACAAGCCCUGGACUUUGCAUAUACUGGACAGAUCCUCCUGGAGCCAGGGGUGAUCCAGGACGUGCUAGCAGCUGGUUCCUGCUUGAAGUUGCUGGAGUUGGUACUGUUCUGUUCGUACUUCCACAUCUCUGAACUAAAUAGUUUCAAUUAUUUGGACCUGUAUAAGCUGGCGGACCUCUUCAACCUCACGUUGUUGGAGAAUGCAGUGGUUGACUUCUUAGUAAAACAUCUGUCCGAGCUGUUGAAGAGUCAUCCUGAAGAAGUCCUGGCCCUCCCAUACUGUCUCCUUCGGGAAGUUUUUAAAAGCGAUAGACUCACUUCACUCAGUGAAGAACAAAUCUGGCAGCUCGCUGUGAGGUGGUUGGAACACAACUGCCGUUUCCAGUACAUGGACGAGCUUCUGCAGUAUGUCCGCUUCGGCCUUAUGGAUGUGGAUACACUGCACUCCGUAGCCCUUUCCCAUCCGCUCGUCCAAGCUAGCGAGACGGCCACGGCGCUUGUCAACGAGGCCCUGGCCUACCACGAGAGCAUCUAUGCGCAGCCCGUGUGGCAGACCGGGAGGACGAGGCCGCGCUUCCAGUCGGACACCCUGUACAUCAUCGGCGGGAAGAAGCGCGAGGUCUGCAAGGUGAAGGAGCUGCGCUACUUCAACCCCGUGGAUCAGGAGAACGUGCACAUCGCCGGCAUCGCCAACUGGAGCGAGCUGGCGCCCAUGCCCGUGGGCAGAAGCCACCACUGCGUCGCUGUGAUGGGAGACUUCCUUUUCGUGGCCGGGGGAGAGGCUGAGCAGGCCACGGGGCGCACGUGCGCCGUGAGGACGGCCUGUCGCUACGACCUGCGCACGGACGCGUGGGCCGACAUCGCCCCCAUGAAGAACUGCCGGGAGCACUUUGUGCUGGGCGCCGUGGGCGACUUCCUCUACGCCGCCGGGGGCAGGAACGAGCUGCGCCAGGUUCUCCCCACCGUGGAACGGUACUGCCCCAAGAAGAACAAGUGGACCUUUGUACAGUCCUUUGACCGGUCCCUUUCAUGCCAUGCGGGAUAUGUGGUGGAUGGGCUUCUUUGGAUAUCAGGAGGAGUAACAAAUACGGCACAGUACCAAAACAGGCUCAUGGUCUAUGAUCCAAAGCAGCCCCCACUGCGCGGCGGGCCGCCCCGCCUCUACGUGCUGGGCGGCAACGACCUGGACUACAACAACGACCGCGUCCUCGUCCGGCACAUCGACUCCUACAACAUCGACACCGACCAGUGGACGCGCUGCAGCUUCAGCAUGUUGACAGGUCAAAACGAGUCUGGAGUUGCCGUGCACAAUGGUAGAAUAUAUUUAGUUGGCGGCUACUCGAUUUGGACAAAUGAGCCCUUGGCAUGUAUCCAGGUGCUGGACGUGAGCAAGGAGGGGAAGGAGGAGGUGUUCUACGGGCCCACACUGCCCUUUGCCUCCAACGGGGUCGCCGCCUGCUUCCUCCCUGCCCCCUGCUUCACCUGCCCCAACCUGCAGACGCUGCAAGUGCCUCACCACAGGAUGGGCGCCCUGUGA
Messenger RNA from Tinamus guttatus (white-throated tinamou), 1928 nucleotides. Lineage: Eukaryota; Metazoa; Chordata; Aves; Tinamiformes; Tinamidae. The record is from RefSeq and is a predicted model, not a curated record.